Molecule: messenger RNA, 1419 nt
Organism: Penicillium alfredii
Lineage: Eukaryota; Fungi; Ascomycota; Eurotiomycetes; Eurotiales; Aspergillaceae
Product: MmgE/PrpD family protein
Exons: 4
Coding region: 1-1419 (472 amino acids)
Molecular function (GO): lyase activity
Source: RefSeq, a predicted model, not a curated record
AUGUCUCAGCCGGCUUCAUCGACAAACCCUAAAGGACCGCCUCCCAAUGAGACGCGAACCGAGCAUCUAGCUCGCUGGGCCGCGAAUCUGCAGUUCUGCGAUAUCCCAACUGACGUCGUGGAACGAACAAAAGAGCUAUUCUUGGAUUGGUUUGGCUGCACUGUCGCAGGACGCCACCAUCCUGCUGUUUCUGCGAUCCGACAGUUUGCUGUCCAAAUGGGGCCUUCCAGUGGCAGAAGCGAGCUUGUCGAUGGAUCCAUCGUUUCCGGAACUAGUCCGGCAUUUGCGAGUCUGAUUAACGGUGCUUCUUCUCAUGUCGUUGAGCAGGAUGACCUGCACAACCGAAGUAUCAUGCAUCCAGCAACUGUUAUCUUUCCUGCCGCGUUAGCUGUGGCUCAAGAUAUUAGUGCCAAUGGCCAGGAAUUCAUCACGGCCUGCGUCGUGGGUUAUGAGGUCGGCUGUCGGGCAGGAGAGUAUCUUGGGAAGGGUCACUAUGAGAAAUUCCACACUACUGGAACGGCCGGCGUUCUCGGGGUUGUAGCCGCCAUAGCUCGUCUGCUAAAGCUCAACGAAGACCAGACCUUGUCGGCGAUCGGGACAGCAGGAACUCAAGCGGCUGGUCUCUGGCAGUUCUUACUGGAUGCAACGCAUUCAAAGCAAGUACAUACCGCAAAGGCAUGCUUCGAUGGCAUAUUCGCGGCCUAUUCAACCAAAGACGGACUGCUGGGCCCUCGAGAUAUUCUCGAGGGACCGCGCGCGAUGGGAGUGGCAUUGGCUCCAGGAAGCACAAUUCCCGAGGCCAUUGAUCGAAACCUCGGCACGGACUUUGCCAUUCUGAGCUCCAGUUUCAAGUGGCAUGCGUCUUGUCGUCACACCCACCCCAGUGUUGACGCUCUCUUGAGUUUGAUGCACAAGCAUGCGGUUGCGUUUGAUGAUAUUGAGUCUGUUGUUGCUCGCACAUAUCAGGCUGCUAUCAAUGUAUUGGGCUUGAGUGGCAGUGGCGAGACGGUUCAUCAGAGCAAAUUCUCAAUGGGAUUUGUUCUCGCUGUGGCGGCUAAAAAGGGCCAGGCUAUGAUUACUGAUUUCACAGAGGAAGAUCUGAGGAAUGCUUCUCUACGUGACUUCCAGAGUCGAGUAUCAAUGGAAUAUGACAAGGAGAUCGAUGAGAAGUUUCCGGAGAGAUGGCAAGGCACGGUUAUUGUCACCUGCAAGUCUGGGAGAAAGUUUACGGAGUCCGUUUACUUUGCGAAAGGAGAUCCAGAAUUUCCUCUGACAAGAUCCGAACUCGAAAGCAAAGCACGAUCCCUUUUCGCAUAUGGAGAUUUCCAUGAGCAUGAGACAAUCGACCGCUUGAUCCAGAGAUCAUGGAACCUUGACCGUAAGAAUGACCUACAUGGAUUUUCCAUUACGCAGAGAUAA